This is a messenger RNA of Synchytrium microbalum, 636 nucleotides long. RefSeq lists its product as uncharacterized. The transcript is spliced from 4 exons. The record is from RefSeq and is a predicted model, not a curated record. Bases 1 to 636 code for a protein of 211 amino acids. NCBI's taxonomy places the organism in Eukaryota, Fungi, Chytridiomycota, Chytridiomycetes, Synchytriales, Synchytriaceae.
AUGAUCCAGUCUGGACAACCACGCCCUACAUCGGGAAUGAGGCCUCGCGCUCUGGAACUGACACAGGAUCGCACAAUAUUGAUUGCACUCGACACAUCUGAUUUUGCAGUAGCUGCAUUAAAGUUUGCUGCUACUCACGUCAUUCGAGACAAUGAUGCCGUCGUGCUGCUUCGUGUGGUAUCAGAACAAGAUGCUGUUGAUACCUAUUAUGCUGAUUUCGUUUCGAGUGAAGAUGAAUUGAGGGCUGAAUUGAAUGCUGCUGUACUAUUUCUUGGUGCUUCUCAAGCUGAACUUUUGGUUGAAACGUACUCGAAAUCUAUUGCAAACUGGAGUGACUGCCAUGCUGUGCAAGUCUUUGCCGAAGUCAAGAUUGCCAGUACUAGCGUGGGUGAAACUAUUUGCUCGUACGCAGACGAACUCAAACCAAGUAUGAUUGUUAUGGGAUCUCGAGGUCUUGGAGUGGUGCAUCGAAUGCUAUUGGGCUCCACGUCUUCAUAUGUAUCUCACCAUGCUGGAGUCCCUGUACUGAUUGUUCGAGAAGAGACUACGAGAGAGGUCGUAAAACCAGAAGAAAGCAAAAGCACACAUCCGAAACCGGCGCCAAUGAUUCCUGCUUUGAAAACUGAACUAUUGUAA